UCCACCUCCCUCCUCUCCCGGGGGCUCCAACCUCCCGCACAGCCAAUGGCAUCCCCUCUCUUGACUUUAAUAUUUAUGAGGGGGGGAGCACCGGAGCGGCCAAUGAGGCAGCCGGGGUCGGACUCGGCGUGCGAGGCUGGGAUGUAUAUAUAGCAUAUGGGGCACAUGCCUCCUUGGGGUGUCCAUCUCAACGCGCGGUGGCCCACUCGCACUCCUGCCCAAGGAGUAGCAUGCCUGGGCCCCAAGGCUGCCGGGGUUCUCCCUGACCCCCCCAAGUCCAUCCUACGGCGCAGGACGCUGCGCACACCCAGAGAAACUUUCUGCCUCUUCGAUGGAUGGAUGAGCCAAGCGGUUCCUCGCUCCCUGGAUUACUUGAGCUUCAUCCUGCUGGAAGGGAAAACCUGGAGCCUGGGAAUGGUCAUCAGCUUGGGGAGCACGCAGGAGGAGGUCGGCUCUGACACCUGACGGCUCCGAAACUGGGUCCUGCCACGGCAGCACAGAAGAGCCCGUGGUCCCUGUGCAUGAGCGCGCGCGCAGAGGAUAUUUAUUUAUUUAUCUUAUUUCUAUGAGUCCUGCCAUCUCUCGUACAUUAUUUAUUGUGAAAGUUGUCGCUCACCCAACGAGCUCUCUGGGGAAAAGGGAAAAUUUUGGAAUUCCCUUGCGGAGGCGGUGUGUGAUGAGGAGGAAGAGGAGGAGAAUAACCAGGGGGUUGCUGUGAGCCAGAGACCUUCUCUUUCAAGUAGAGCCGUUCUGCUGCGACAUCGUGCCCGGGUCAGUCUGUCCCCCUGACGUACCAUCUCUCUGAAGCACCUGUCUGUCCGUCCAUCCCUCUUUUGCGAAGAUGAUGCUCAAUUCGGACCAAACCGAGAUCGACCUGCCCCCGACACACUCCGAGUCCGAGUCCGUCUUCAGCGACUGCGGCGGUGGCCGCGCGGGCAGCACGGAGGACACCAGUGGCAUUGGCUUGUGCGCUCAGUCCCGGAUAGCCGAGCCAGGUGAGGCCAUGAAGAAAGACCUGCAACACCUGAGUCGGGAGGAGCGUCGACGCCGACGGCGUGCCACGGCCAAAUACCGGACAGCCCAUGCUACGCGGGAGCGCAUCCGCGUCGAAGCCUUCAACAUGGCCUUCGCCGAGCUGCGGAAGCUGCUGCCCACCCUGCCACCGGACAAGAAGCUCUCCAAGAUUGAGAUCCUCCGCCUGGCCAUCUGCUACAUCUCCUACCUGAACCACGUGCUGGAUGUCUGAGCCGCCCAGCCUGCGUCCCUCAGUCUGUCUGCCACAUCUCCCACCUGAACAUGUGCUGGGCAUCUGAGCCAAGCGCUCAAGUCCCUCUGUCCAUCUAUGACCUGAACCACAUGUUGGGGCAUCCAAAAUGCUGUGCCUGUGUUCAUCCGUCUGUUCAAAUGGACCGAGUCCCCAGCUCUCUGCUCUACCCGCUAUCCGAACGAUGUUCUGUAUUUCCCCACCACCAAGCCCGCGUCCAUCUGUCUUUCCAUCCUGCCUGAGUCAGGCUGUUUGGUCCGUCAGCCAUCUGUCUGUCCUGCUGGAUCUGCUGCCUGAAGCCUGCGCUGGCCGCGUAUGCUCCCGACUUCUGUCUGUCCUUUUGCUUCGCAUCACUCUGGUGCUGCCUACGGGAUCCUGAGCCUGGCCACCACGUCCGCUCCCUGACCCGCAGCAGGAGCCACCGAGCCCGAGUCUCUGUGUCUGUAUAUCACCUCUUUCACACAAUCUGCAGAAAAACGGACCUGUGAAACACUGCAGCCCCAAGCAGUCCCAGGGUCUCAUCCAUCUGUCUGUCUGCACCUUCUGCCACCAGCUGCCCCACCAGCAUGGCCAGUCUGGGCAUUUUGUCUGUUUGCUGCUGUUCUGCCCCUGGCAUCGUGCUGGGCACUUGUCCAGACCGUCCCCUCCACAGAGGGAGCACAGCCCAGGAGCAUCCUCGGGCACAGAGCAGCUCCGCUGUCUUCGCCCUUGGGCUUUUGACACCCCAAAAGGAAGCACAAAGUGUGGUGCAGACCUGCCAGGACCUGGCCAUGCUUUCCACCGACGACAGCAGCAGGUUCCCCUCGAGAUGGAGCAGAGAGGCACGCCUGCUCGCUGUGCUGCCUGCGAGGUGCCCGGAGCCCCACUCCCACGCCAGGCUGGAGCAGCACCCAGGGGUUCUCCAAGCCCUUCCAUUGCAUAUCUGGUCUCCUUGAAGCUCAGCACCCUGCUCCCCAGACCUGUGCACCCCAGGCUUCGCUGCCCAACCCUCCUUUGCACUAGUGCACGACCAGUGUGAAGCCCCCCUGGCCUGGCCCGCUGCACUGACGGAUGCGACCACCUCGGGGUACCCGACCUCCCCGCACAGCACUUCAUCCCUCCCCGCUCUUCCUCUCUCUCCCCUUCGGUGCUCCUGGUGAAAAAGGCUGGAGUGGGGUCACAAGCCUGGCACGGGGGCACUCCGGCACUCAGCUCCCCCAGCACCGCGUCCCUCCUCUGCAGCACAGCUAGUGCCGCCAGGGCUCAUGUGCGAAGAGGCUUUGCCCCCAGGUGCUGCACCCCCCACCACCACCAUUUACACCAGUAUGGCACUGGUGCAGCGUGACCUUUUGCAGCAUGUGCUCUGCUGGGGUAAACUGCACUUUACCUGCGGCUUGCAGGGCAGCAGGGUUGGAGGUGAGGGAAAGCAGGCACAGCCCCUCUGCCCCAGCAGCCGGGGCUCUCCUGGCCCCUCCUAACAUGGGUCAGCACUUUGGGAGAAGGAGGAGCGGGAAGGGAGAGCAGAGCCGAGUGGCCUUUCCUCCAGCGAGGGCACGCUGAGGCUGGGGAAAGCUCAUUGCAGGAGUGAAUGUUUUGCCUUGUUUUAUGGGGGUGUGUUUGUUUGAAGUGUUAAUUUUGCACUGGCAGUGGCAAGAGCACAAGCAGAGCCCAGGUGGGGACCAGGACCAUGCAGAAACCGCUGGCUGAGCUUUGAGCCAACGCUCCGGGCUGGGAGCAGAGCCACAGCCUGGCCCACGGGGAAUGGGCUGGAGCUGCCCUGCACUGAACAUCACCAGGAGACAGGCAGUGGUCCUCCCCCGCGGGGUCGGUGCUGGGGGUGAUGGACUUUGGUGUGCCAGAGAUGAGAUGUUCAUGGUGAGAGAGCCAGUGCCAUGUCCAGCAAACCCCCAGAGCCGGAGUGGGGGGUCCCAGCACCUGCCCCCCUCUGCUCUCUGGGGUCCUCCCCUCAGCUUUGUGCCCUCCCAAGGUGUUGGCCACUGCCCGUGCUUCUGUCCAAGCCCCAGCUGGGCUUCCCGGGACCUCGCAGUCCUUGGCUCCGUCCCACCCCUGCCUCUGCCGCCAGCUCCCAGCGCCGCCUCGCUCCGUACCUCAUUUUCCCCCUCCCCGUAAAAGCAGGGAGAACGAUCGCUACCUCUGUCUCGCAAGGACUCCCCAGGGAAUGUGGGACCCCUGAGGGCCAGAGCAGCGGACCCUGGAGCUGGUGCCCCCAUCACUGCAGCACUCAGCGGGGCAGGGGCAGAGCAAUACAGAGCAGGGCAGCCCACCCUUCCCCUCCACUUACCAGCCACGUCUCUGUGCCACGAGGAUAUUUAUUGAAUUAAUUUAUUGAUAAAUGUUAUUAUUUAUUUGCUGUUGUUGUGCACUUUUGGGAAAGGAAAACUAGAAAAUAAGAAGAAAAAAAAAAAAAAAAACAAUGACCACGGCGGAAAAACCAACCAACCCACCCUUGUAUGCGGUGUGCCCCAGCGUUUGUUUGUCUUGGCUGUUCAGACUGUGCAAGGAUUUAUUAUUUAUGAGUUCACAAGGAAGUCGGGGAGGGGGAAAUGAAUUAAACUGCCAGCAAAAGAGAGAUCUUGAACUUGGAGUGCCUGGCUUCCCUUUUUUUUUUUUUUUUCUUUUUUUUUAAUCUUGUUUUUAACUGUCUCUUCCUUGCGCUGUUUGGCGGUGGUGGUGGGUUUUCCAAGGCAGGAGUGGAUGGCUGCGGCCGUGCCUGUGAAAGGAGGUGGUGGGAGGGAAACCAUCAUCUACCGCUCCGGCCAGGGGACUGGGAUGCAUCCUCUUGGUGCUCAGAGGAUCCUACAAGCACCAGCCAGGCUGGGGCUUGCUCCGAGAUGGGGUGCACGCCAUGUCUUUGCCUUUCCCCAUGUCUGCAGUCGCUGCUUGGAGCCCGCCUUGGGUUUUCUAGGACAAGCAGACCCCAAACGGCCCGGUCCUUCUGGUGACAGCAGAGGGAUGAGGACAUCUGGUCCAGACAUCAGCAUCUCCAAACACACCUGACAAACCACCUCUCUCUCCCGCAUACCCUGGGGAAAUUGGUGCUGCCCUGGCUCCGAAGCCACCCAUUGCUUGACCAUACACCUCUGCCUAGCAGAGGCCCCGCGGUCCCUUUCUCCAUCACCCCCAGACCUCUCCCUUGCAAACGCCCAGCCCUCUCCCUGCUUCUUCAGCCACCCCGAAGCAAGUUUGCGGCUCGUCUCCUUUGUCUGCGCCGAUCCCGCGCGUCCCUGGGGGCAGGUUGCAGCUGUUCACCGACUUGCUCCAAAUUUCUUCAUAUAAUCAAUUGGCCUCGGCUGCAGCU
This is a messenger RNA of Falco peregrinus (peregrine falcon), 4562 nucleotides long. RefSeq names its product nescient helix-loop-helix 1 (gene NHLH1). NCBI's taxonomy places the organism in Eukaryota, Metazoa, Chordata, Aves, Falconiformes, Falconidae. The coding region runs from base 842 to 1246 and encodes 134 amino acids. The record is from RefSeq and is a predicted model, not a curated record. The transcript is spliced from 2 exons. Gene Ontology annotation, molecular function: RNA polymerase II cis-regulatory region sequence-specific DNA binding; DNA-binding transcription factor activity, RNA polymerase II-specific; protein dimerization activity. Gene Ontology annotation, biological process: regulation of transcription by RNA polymerase II.